CAAUUGUUUAGUUGUCAAUUGUCAUUUUGAUUCUUUUCCGGGACUGAAUCAUUUUAUUGUUUCGCUGUACGAAAAUUGUAUAAUUUCGUUAAAAUCACGUGAAACACGAAUAAAGUGAAGUGAAUACGAAGAUGGCGAACCUUAAGUCGGAUUUGGAUCAAUACUUACUACAGAACGAGAGCCGUCGCAGUUAUAAGUUUAGUUUACCGUUUUCAACUCCCAGUUUCUUAUCGAGAAGUACUGAGGAAUCUCCGACCACUAGCAGUACAGGGAGCUGGUUUGAGAAUGUGCAGAAGGAAUAUUUCACGUUGAGUCGGACCCAGCGUUUCAUGGGAUUUGGCGUCUGUUUGUUCUUUGGCAUAUUGUGCUUCAUUCUAUCAUUCUUGUACAUACCCGUGCUGUUGCUGCAAGCUAGGAAGUUUGCAUUACUAUUCACAUUGGGAAGCUUGUUCUUUAUACUGAGCUUCAGUUUCCUGUAUGGGCCGUGGGCACAUCUCAAAUCCAUGUUCUCCAAGGAGAGAGCUCUGACCACCUCUCUGUAUGGAAUCACCCUCAUAGCAACACUCUACUGCGCCCUGCAUCUUCAGAGCACUCCCUGGACCAUUGUAUGCGCAGUGUUACAAGUCGUAGCUCUGUUCUGGAUGAUGAUGGGAUCUAUUCCAGGAGGAUCCACUGGAGCUAGAUUUUUCGGAAGCAUGUUUAAAUCGUCUGUGUCAAACACGCUACCUAUUUAACACUUAUUUAAGUGUGAACACUUUGUGAUUAUGUAUGUGUAUUGUGUGGUGGUUCUAUUAGAUAUAAAUACUUUAAAGCUCAAACUCUCGUGAGUCUCGACUUUGGUAAUGAAGGGAACAAAUGUGACAGGAGUAUAUUUUAUGGUUUCAAAAACUGUAUGUACAGUGAAACUUUGAUAUCUACAGUUAUUUGUAGGAAAAUAUCGACUCCUUACCGAGGGCUACCAUUACAUAAACAAACUCGACUGAAUUUCAUGAGACCAUCCUGAGUAUAAAUAUUUAAUAAUUUAGCUAACAAAUUAUGUUCCUUGUUUUUUAAGCAACAUUAUGGAGUUUGUAUGGAAAAAAUACUUUAUUUUAAAGAAAAUUUAUAAUAUUUUAUUUAAAGCUUAUUAAUGGCAUACUUAAUUGUUUGAUUCAAUAGAAACUUUACAUAAAAAAUGUCCUCAGUACAUUACUCUUUACUGUAGAAAUAAUCUCUUUCAAAGCCGCUAGAGUGAUAAAAGGGGCAAUUAAAAUAAACGCUUGGGUUACUUAUUUUAAUGCAAAAAAAUGUAUUCAUCAACAUCCUUAUUUAUAAGAAAACAUAAUUGUGGUUUUUAUUCAUAUAACACAAUGAAUAAUGGUACAAAAACAAGUAAUAGGAGAAACUUGGUCAAAUAUUAGAUGUCUUUGUCUAGAAUAACUAUUGACACUUACAGAAAAGAGAUGGAUGUUAUGACAGUUUGUCAGUUUCUACAGAAAGUAUAAGUAAAAGUAGUUCUAAUUUUAUAAAAAUAUUGCCUAAGCCAUUCUCUAACACUAUCACUGUAGUCUCUACUGUCACCAGCUGUAUUUUAUUCAAAAUCCUGUGUGUGGUGUGGCCUUUAUCCAGUAGUGAAUCUGAUAGUUUCUUUCAGAAAAAAAAACUAAUUCUUUUACUAAUUAUGAAAUAAUAAUAAUAAUAGUUGAAUCUCAACCCAAUAGAUUUCAUAUUCUGAUAUCAAGUGAUGACCCUAAUUUUCCUAUCACCGCCUUAUUCCCAGACAAAAUAAAGUGUAAAUAUUGUAAAAAAAAUGGUCUUAUUUAAUAACUAAAAUGUAUUACAAAUAUACAUUACACAUAAUUGUAUUUACUGUUAAAACGGUACUACUAAUUAUAAAGGCGAAUGUACAAACACGCUAAUUUAAUACACAUUACCUUAAUUGGGAGUUGUUAAUUAUGUGUAUAGAUCAUUGACGUAAUGGUCUAUUAACAUGAAAAGUAAAUAUGGGUCAAUUCAGUGUAAACGCUUGAGUUCAUUCGGCCGGUUAGCGGUCUGAAGAUAGCUCAUAUUCUAUUGUCUAUAUAUACCCGAAGUCAAAACCACGCUGCUUGUGACUGACUUCAGACUGGGAAUAUGAAAGAUCACAUAUUGAAUGAAUAGGAUAGUUGACUACAUUUUUUUAUUAUAAGUUUUAUCAAAAAUAUAAGUCAUCUCAUAUCUAAGCGAUUAAGAAUUUCCAUAAUCCACGCAAUAAUAAAUAAGUUAUAAAGCUUUGAUAUUUUGGUGGAUGCAAUAGCCGUCAAAUAACAAUAAUGGUAAACUAUGACGUCACUUGCCAUAACGCUGUGCGCGUGAGAAAGAGAUAGCCCGAUAAUGACAAUAAUUAUUCAUUGGAAGGAUGCACAAAUUGGAUACUACUGCGUGAGAAAAAAUAUAUACUUGUAUUGAUUUCUUGCCUUUUUGUUUAAUUUGUACUAAUGUAGUUUUAUAUUUAUUAACUGAAAUUUAAAAAAUAUAUUUUUAUAAGCACACCUAUUACUUUCAUUACAUCGACUUGUAUAACGAAUGAUUGAAACAUUGUGAUAAAGGAGAAAUAUUAUGUAAAAUUUAACAACAAAGCUAAUUUCAAAUAAAAUCAAAACCAAAUUUUGUGUCUAAUCUUAUCUUUCUAUGAAUGAAAAUGAUUGAUUGAUUUAUGAUAUCCUAGGCACGAUUCUUGGGUCAAACAAAACUAUUCGAAAUGUAAGUUUAUUUGUGUCCGGUAGCCCGCUCCUAUACAUGGAACGGAAAUAGAUACCACUUUUGUCAACCCCUUUGGAGGUAAAGGGUGAUUAUAAACCGUGCAUUUAGAUUUAUGCAAUUUCUAUAUUAGGUUUGUGCGAAUAUUUACUUUUAAUAAUAUAAUUAAAAAUACAUAUUUAUUGUUUCUUACUGCCAAAUAUUAGUUGGCUGUUAAAAUAUUUAAGAUACUCUAGAACUUCUUAUUAGGUAAGUACUAUUUCUAUGCAUUUAAUCAUAAAUUUAAAGGAAUGCUAUCGAAAGGCGAGACCACGGAUUUCGGUAACAAUAACAACAAAUACUCGCACCUUUAUAAUAUGUAAACAAUUCUAAAUAAGUAUAUUUUUUGUGAUUUCGAGAAGAGUUGUUCGCGAAUACGAAGUCCGCGGCCAAGCUAAAAAUGCAAUGACCUAUAGGUUGGGAUCCUACAUGUAUAGAGAUAGCGGCAUAUCAGGUGUAUUUAAUAUAACUAUAUUUUGUACAGAAACUUGGCGAUUAUUAAAAUAUUUCGUUUUAACUA
Manduca sexta (tobacco hornworm) is the source of this 3277-nucleotide messenger RNA. RefSeq names its product protein transport protein sft2. The record is from RefSeq and is a predicted model, not a curated record. Gene Ontology annotation, biological process: vesicle-mediated transport. The transcript is spliced from 3 exons. The coding region runs from base 132 to 734 and encodes 200 amino acids. Lineage: Eukaryota; Metazoa; Arthropoda; Insecta; Lepidoptera; Sphingidae. Gene Ontology annotation, cellular component: membrane.